AUGCACUGGAAAAACACCUCUGAAUACACCAAACUGAAGGAAGAAAAAAAAACUGACAAUGUAACUCGUGCUACUAUUGUACACGAGGACAUUACAAAUGGCACUAAGCAAUAUGACAUUGCUAAGAUGUUUAAUGUUAACCCUUAUACUGUUUCAAGAGUGCUUAAGCACUACAAAGAAACUAGGUCAUAUGAGAGAGUCAAGAACCUAGGGAAACCAAAGAAGUUAAAUACAAGAGAUAAGAGAGAGAUUCUGUAUGAGAUUUCAAAGGAUCUGAUGCAACUAAUGUCUUACAUCAGAAAAACUAUUGCGAAUCCCAUAUAA
Molecule: messenger RNA, 324 nt
Organism: Phycomyces blakesleeanus NRRL 1555(-)
Lineage: Eukaryota; Fungi; Mucoromycota; Mucoromycetes; Mucorales; Phycomycetaceae
Product: Homeodomain-like DNA binding domain-containing transcription factor
Exons: 2
Coding region: 1-324 (107 amino acids)
Source: RefSeq, a predicted model, not a curated record